Molecule: messenger RNA, 336 nt
Organism: Fraxinus pennsylvanica
Lineage: Eukaryota; Viridiplantae; Streptophyta; Magnoliopsida; Lamiales; Oleaceae
Source: the annotation of a GenBank genome assembly
AUGAGAGAGAAGCUCUUCUUAAGUUUAAAGAAGAGCUUAUUGAUGAAUAUGGCCAACUCUCUUCUUGGGAAAAUGAAAAAUAUAAGAAGGAUUGCUGCAAAUGGAGUGGCAUCAUUUGUAACCUGGAAAGGAAAGGAGGCCGAGUACAUAAAUACUCUUAAUCUGGUGAAACUCAUUGAUCUUUCAAGCAACAAUUUAGUAGGUGAUGUUCCUGCUGAAAUUACCAAUCUUGUAAUGCUAGUUGGAUUGAACCUUUCAAGAAACAAUCUAUCUGGAUUCCUUCCAGUAGAAAAACAGAAUGAAAUGAAGCUUAAAGUAAUAAAUUAUCAUUGCUGA